This is a messenger RNA of Aspergillus melleus, 453 nucleotides long. RefSeq lists its product as uncharacterized. NCBI's taxonomy places the organism in Eukaryota, Fungi, Ascomycota, Eurotiomycetes, Eurotiales, Aspergillaceae. The record is from RefSeq and is a predicted model, not a curated record. The transcript has a single exon. The coding region runs from base 1 to 453 and encodes 150 amino acids.
AUGAUUUGUUCAGCUCCGGACUACAGCCUGGUCGGUAUCUACAUCCCCAUUCCACCGCGACACCUCUCUUCGGUCUCUCGACGCCGGAAAUGGACUGUGAUGAUUCCAUUCAGAGGAGCCAUUGGCGAGAGCAAGCGAGAAUUCGACCACGAUUUGUUAUGUUUCAGAGCUCCCUCCUCCCGGGGACGAACUCCUCCAGGGAUGAUUGCGAUGGGCUGUUUUGGCACAACCCUUGCAUGGUGGUGUGUCACUCGGCCGGUCCAUGAGGUUAUCGCCGCUCAUGCUGAUGACGAUCCUGCAGCCAAACUCUUCGUUUCUUUUUCCCUUCUCCAUAGUCCAUUCCCUUUCCGGAGAACGGAGAGCUCUGGCUCGGAUGAGUUGACCAUUAUUUGUUUAUUAUUUACCAUUUAUCAUAUUUAUCAUUUACCGUCUUAUUUAUUCUAUGUUACUUAA